Acanthopagrus latus (yellowfin seabream) is the source of this 2498-nucleotide messenger RNA. RefSeq names its product ecdysoneless homolog (Drosophila) (gene ecd). Gene Ontology annotation, cellular component: nucleus. Bases 284 to 2284 code for a protein of 666 amino acids. Lineage: Eukaryota; Metazoa; Chordata; Actinopteri; Spariformes; Sparidae. The record is from RefSeq and is a predicted model, not a curated record. The transcript has 15 exons.
GAAAUGUAGAUUUGGUAGAAUAUGGGUUGGUUUUUUUUUUUAUCUAGAAUAGCGAAAAUUAGUUCAUAAAAAACGUAGGAACUAUUAUUUGUUACACUCUUAGGGGGUAGUCGAGUUAAAUUCACAGUAGGACCUAAACAGUGAGAGAUGGCGUGAUAGAAACGUAUGAUGUGAAAAGUGUAAAUCGCUCCGGACUGUUUUGAUAUCACGUCUCACGUUUAAAACAAGAACAGACUUUUACCUGCUGUCCUUUUAUCAGGUAAUAUUUGUAAAAACUGCUACAAUGGACGCCCUGCAGAGGAGAGUGAUUCUGGAGGACAUGGUUCAGUACAAGCUCUUCUUGGUCCAGUCAAAUUCACAGCAGACUGAGGAACAUCUCCCACAGUUAGUAGAUGAGAUUCUGGCAAAGGUUGCGCCUUUCUUGGUUCAGUACAUCUGGCAGCAUCAGCCAUUUAACCUCAAGUAUCACCCUGAGAAAGGAGAUGUCCCUGCUCACAUUGGAGGUCAGACUCAGUUUGGGGACAAUGUGGAGGACGAGUGGUUUAUUGUUUACCUCCUGCAGCAGAUCACAGAGGCAUUCCCACAACUCGCUGCCAGAGUCGAGGACAAUGAUGGGGAGUUUCUUCUCAUUGAAGCAGCAGAUUAUCUUCCCAAAUGGCUAAAUCCAGACACCAGUGAAAACAGGGUCUUUUUCUAUCAGGGAGAGUUGCACAUUCUGCCCUGUCCCUCUAAAUCCAGUCCGGUGGGGAUCUCGAAAGAUGUGGUACCAAGGGUGGCACAAGCUUUAGCGCUGCUCUCCGCCCACACAGCGGCCUGUCGGGCAAGCCCAAAGAUUUCUUUCGCCGUGAUGAAGCGACUAUCAGGGUACCCAGAGAAGAUCAAAACUAACCUCCAUCGUGCCCACUGUUUCAUACCAGCUGGUAUUGCCACAGUGUUGGCACAACGACCAGACCUGGUCGCUCCUGCAGUGUCGGCGUUCUACCUGCGAGAUCCAGUAGAUCUGCAGGCGUGUCGAAGCUUCAAGAGUUUUCCUCCUGAUACGCUCGUCCUUACCUCGGUGACAUUCACGCGUUGCCUGUACGCCCAGCUGCAGCAGCAACAGUUCAUCCCAGACAGGAGGAGCGGCUUCACCCUGCCACCUCGCUCUCAUCCACAGUUCAAAGCCCACGAGCUUGGCAUGAAGCUGGCCCAUGGCUUCGAGAUCCUGUGCUCUAAGUGCAGGCUGCCGUCAUCAGAGCCUGAUGCUCCUGUCAGUUGUAACCCUCAGUGGAAAGACUUCAUGGACAGUCUGAAAAGAAACGGCUACUUCCGGGGAGAACUGGAAGGCUCAGCGGGUUACAAAGAACUGACAAGAUCUGCAGAACACUUCUUUAAACAGUCGGUCGCCCCCAAAUCAAGUUCUUCAUCCCCGGGUGAGGACGUUCUCCAGCUGCUGCACAGCUGCAAUCCACUCAACUUGGAGGAGCUGAAGAGACAAGAGGCAGAGCUCCCCCAAGAGGACAGUGACAGCUGGCUGGAUAUCACAGCUCAGGAUUUGGAGCGCAUGUUGCAGGAGAGGAGCGGGGGGAGAGCCAGUGUUGGCAGCCAAAAGUCCGGUUCAACCAAACAGACACAGCACGUCGAGGGCGCAGAGGAGAGGGGAAAGGAGGCGCAGGGCGACAAGGAGGAAGAGGAGGGCGGUUACAGCCUGGUGGCGGUCAGCCGGGGGAUGAAGGACUUCCUCAGUGCCAUGUCAUCACAUGAGGGUGCUGAACUGCCUUGGAGCAGUUCGGCUCAGCCUUUUAGUUUUGACCCUGAUUCCAUGGCCAGUGCACUGGACAGACUUCUAGGAAGCAAAGAGGAAGAGCUAGAUUCAGAUGAUUUAGAGGAUGAUGAUGAUGAUGAUGAUGAUGAUGGUGAGGAGGAGGAGGAAGGGGAGGAGGAGCAGGAAGAGGAGAACGGAUUGUCUGGUCAAGCAGAGAUGAAUGAGACAGAAACUUUGGACGGUCUCAGAAAAUACAUGGACCAAAUGGAUCAGGAGCUGAUGAGCACUAAUAUUGGACAAAGCUUCAGUCUGACGAGUUGCAACAAGGCCGGACUGGUCAAUGGCUCCCCUCCAGCCUCCACCACCGACGGCCUCCCGACAGAAGAGACGGAGGAGGAGAUCCAGCCCCUUGACAUCGACCUCAAUCUGGUCACAAACCUGCUGGAGUCUCUCAGCUCUCAGGCCGGUCUGGCUGGACCGGCAUCUAACCUGCUGCAGAGUCUGGGUAUACACCUGCCACCCAACUCUGAUCCCGCAUAAAGGACAAGAAAUGGACUUAGACGGUGCUUGAAAGCAGGACUCUACCACUGAAUACAAGACAGAAAAAGCGGUCUCAUUGAGCUCAAGUCAAGACAUACCAUUGUGAUCAGAUUUAUAGGAUUUUUAAUACAUGCUGCUUUGUGUGAUGUUUGUGGUUCGUGACGGCACUUGCAUUUCAUUGUUAAAAAACAGAAUAAAUAUUUUUGGAAGGAAA